GCAAAAAGGGCGCCGACCAGCCCGGCCCGGGCCCGGCCCCAGGCCGCCAUUCCCCACCUACUCUUCCUUCCCUCCUCCUCCGCCCCCUCCCCCGCACUUUUCCCCUUUUUCCUCCUCCCCACCCCCCUCCCGCGCGCGCGCCUGGCCGCAAAGCACAUCCACCCACCCCGGCGGGAUCCAUCUGAGGAAAAGCGAGAUGUCGUUGACAAUGUCGCCCUUCGGCGGCGCGAGGCGCCUGCUGUCCCUGAGCGUGCUCCUUGUCCUGGGCAUGCUGGCCCUGCUGGCCCUGCAGGCCGACGUCGCCCAGGCCAAGGGAGCAGAUUACUAUGCGCUGCUUGGCGUGAGCCGUGGUUCCUCGGCCGCCGACAUCAAGAAGGCCUUCCGCGCCAAGUCCCGCGAGUACCACCCGGAUAAGAACCCCGGCGAUCGCGCCGCCGCCGAGCUAUACAUGCAAAUUAAUGCCGCCUACGAGAUCCUCAACGACCCCGAAAAGAAGGCCGUCUACGACCAGUACGGCGAGGAGGGCCUCACCAAGAUGCAGCAGCAGCAGCAGCAGGGCGGCGGUGGCGAUGGCAUGUGGGAUCCGUUCGGCUUCUUCGGCGGCAUGUUCGGUCACAACCAGGGCCAUGGGCACGCCCAUGGGGCCCGCGGUGGCAUCCCCAAGGGCCCGGACUCCUACAUUGAGGUGCCAGUCAGCCUGGCGGACAUCUUCUCCGGCCGGGAGAUCCCGCUGUUGCUGAACCAGCAGCACGCCUGCCCCAAGUGCUCCGGCACCGGGGCCAAGUCCCCGGAGCAUGUGGGCGAAUGCAAGGUCUGCAAGGGCCAGGGCUCCACCGUUGGCCAGGAGCAAGUGGCCCCGGGGAUGUUCAUCCAGCGCCGGCAAACGUGUCGUUCAUGCGCCGGCCGCGGCCGCGUCAUCACCCAAACCUGUGCCGCGUGCGGCGGCAAGCGCGUUGAGCGCGGCGAGCGUCGCAUCGUUCUGACUGUCGAGCCCGGCGUGCCGGACGGGCACAUGGUGACCUUCGACUCGCAGGCCGACUUCCACCCCGAUCACAUGCCCGGUAGCCUGCUCAUCAAGCUAUCCACCGAGCCGCAUCCCCUCUUCGAGCGGCCCAUCAAGAAGGCCCCCCACCUGCUGAUGAAUGUGGAGCUGACCCUGCGCGAGGCGCUCCUCGGCUUCGACAAGGAGUUCACCCACCUGGAUGGCAGUAAGUUCAAGGUCUCCCGGCAGCCGGCCGGCCCCGGGGCCACCGUCGCCCCGGUCCAGCACAAUGAGCGCAUGCGCCUGCCGGGGCUCGGUCUGCCGGUGCACGAGGGUGGUGCUUCGGAGCGCGGCUUCCUGGAGGUGGUCUUCACCGUGGCCCUGCCGAAGAAGCCGGUCGCCAGCAAGGAGGCCGCCGAGCAGCUGGCCAAGGCCUUCGAUGCCGCUGGCUUCUAGGCCACCUGCUCGCCUGCCAUCUUUCUCCCUUUCCCGGCCCGUCCCCCCUGCAGGGGAUGUCACACAGGCUGGGGCCCCUGCCGCCCCAGCUGUGUCCCAGCCAGCAGCAUAGAUCCCCCUCCCCCAUUUCACAAUAACACUCUCCCCUCUCUCCA
Messenger RNA from Fonticula alba, 1593 nucleotides. RefSeq lists its product as hypothetical. Gene Ontology annotation, cellular component: cytoplasm. Gene Ontology annotation, biological process: protein refolding. The coding region runs from base 197 to 1438 and encodes 413 amino acids. Gene Ontology annotation, molecular function: Hsp70 protein binding. The record is from RefSeq and is a predicted model, not a curated record. The transcript is spliced from 4 exons. Lineage: Eukaryota; Rotosphaerida; Fonticulaceae.